UGCCGCUGGGCCCCGCCUCCUCUCUUCCACACGGACGCGGCGGAACAGCGCAAGCGCCCAAACGACAAGAAAGUGAACCAGCGGCCCACGAAAUUCCGGCGCCCACCUCGCCACCUCGGAACCCUAGCUGCCCCGCCCGCCCAUGGAGAUCGCCGGCGACCGCCGCCUAUAGCGAGACGCAAGGGAAUACGGGGAGCGGGCUGGCUGUGGUGACCUUGUGACUUGGCUGGGACACGGGGCGGGAUGUCGGUGCGGAUCAAGGCGGUGGUGGACCGGUUCGUGAAGGAGCUGCAGGAGGCACUGGACGCGGACAUCCAGGACCGCAUCAUGAAGGAGCGCGAGAUGCAGAGCUACAUCGAGGAGCGCGAGCGCGAGGUCGCCGAACGGGAGUCCGCCUGGAAGGCCGAACUCUCCCGCCGCGAGGCUGAGAUUGCGCGGCAAGAAGCCAGGCUGAAGAUGGAGAAGGAGAACUUGGAGAAGGAAAAGAGUGUCCUCAUGGGAACUGCCUCCAGCCAAGACAACCAAGAUGGAGCCCUAGAAAUCACCGUCAGUGGCGAGAAGUACAGGUGCCUUCGUUUCUCCAAGGCAAAGAAAUGAGAGGUGAACUGUCACCGAGGAGCUAGCUUGUGUACUCAGCUGGACUUAAGAUAGAACCAUAGUCUCGCUAAGCCCUUAUUUUUAUUCGUUUUGGAUUCUUUUUUUUAUUGUACAGGAAAUCCUGAAAUGUGCAUAGUCAGAAUACUAUAUCUACUGGUGGUAAAGACUAUCUUGAUUUGUUCAUUAAAGAUGGGCAACUAGACCAGCUGCAACAGGACUUAGUGAUGA
Molecule: messenger RNA, 825 nt
Organism: Phragmites australis (common reed)
Lineage: Eukaryota; Viridiplantae; Streptophyta; Magnoliopsida; Poales; Poaceae
Exons: 2
Coding region: 244-597 (117 amino acids)
Source: RefSeq, a predicted model, not a curated record